Molecule: messenger RNA, 577 nt
Organism: Aspergillus steynii IBT 23096
Lineage: Eukaryota; Fungi; Ascomycota; Eurotiomycetes; Eurotiales; Aspergillaceae
Exons: 1
Coding region: 92-409 (105 amino acids)
Source: RefSeq, a predicted model, not a curated record
AGAUGGCCAUGUGAUGAUGCUACGAAGCCCUUAUUCUGUUCCUCGGCGUGUUGGUCUUAUUUUCUUCCAUACUAGAUCCCCUAUAUGAGCAAUGCCUUCUCUCUGCUUUCUCCCCUUCACUUUCCUCAUGAUUAUACAGUCAUCAAUCAUGCGUCCAUGUAAUCGCGACCAACGGAGUUUUAUCUACCACUUGCAGGAGAAACUUGGCUUUUCUUUUCUUUCCUUUUCUUUUCUUCUUCUCGUGUCUUGGAAGUUUGGGACUAUCAACAGAACUCGCACCGUUUCGUUUUCUCGUCCGUUGUCUGCCUGUGUGUUUACAUUUAGGUUGUUUUUUGUUCGAUUCUUGGAUGGUCUCAUAAACAUACCUCCAUCAUCCCGUCCCAUCCAUACCUCAUCUUCCUGUCCUUAACCUUUUUGGUUUUGCUGAUUCAACCUGCCUGGCCCACCCAACUUACCUUACGGCAUUGCAUGGUUCCUUUAUCUACUUAUCUAUUUUAUUAUACCUACAUGAAAGACCCGAGUCUAUGUCGGAACGAAGAGAUGUUCUUUUUUCAUUCUAUUUUCAACUGCUCUGACG